CUGUAAGUGUGUGGUUCUCUUCUUGGAUAUGGCAUGGCACAACUAGAGCAGGUUGCUUGGAUCUCGAGUAAUAGCAGCCGCAAACGCCGCUCGCUAUUCACCAUCUAACCCUCCCGACGCAGUGCCAAAUGCCCAAAAUGGCCUCCGCUGUGCAGGUCAAGGUCAAGCACAAUGGAAAGCUCCACGAGCUCACACUGGACCUUUCGCAGCCAGCAUCAGCUUUCAAAGCGGCCAUUCACACCGCGACGGGUGUCCCCGUCGACCGACAAAAAGUCAUGGUGAAAGGUGGCUUGCUCAAGGACGAGACCGACAUGGCCUCGCUAGGUGCCAAGAACGGCCAGGUCUUCAUGGUCAUCGGCACAGCAGGAGAGCUGCCCAAGGCUCCUAUAAAGCCGGUCACAUUCGUCGAGGACAUGACAGACAGCCAGCUUGCGAUUGUCACGCGCGAGAAGGCGGGCCUGACUAACCUAGGCAACACGUGCUACCUGAAUUCGACACUGCAGGUUCUGAGGGCGAUUCCAGAACUGCAUAUUGCGCUGGGAAACUUUAAAGCGUCCAUUGGUGGCGCAGACGGAGAGUCCAAUUUGACGGCCUCGUUACGAGACCUAUUCAAAAGCAUGAACCAGACCACAGAAGCGUUUCAUCCUUUCGCCUUCCUCACUAUCCUUCGGCAAGUCGCACCGCAGUUUGCAGAAAUGUCGCGCCCCAGCCCCGGUGGUGUGGGUGGAGGCUAUGCACAGCAGGAUGCGGAGGAAGUGUGGAUCCGUAUUAUCAAUGCUCUGCAAAAUGCUCUUCCCGGCCUGCCGCCGCCUUCCUCCGACUCGCCUGCAGUUUCUACCUCUGUGGUAACUACAUCAACGGCUGCGCGCAAGUUUGUCCAGCAAUACAUGACCGGCGAAAUGGCUAUCAAGCGCUCAUGUCCAGAGGCGCCAAGCGAAGAGGCGAGCUACAGCAAUGAAUCCUUCACCAUGCUGCAGUGCAACAUCAGCGGAACAACCAACGAGAUGCUAUCCGGAAUUUCCGACUCUCUGACGCAACAGAUCGAGAAGAACAGCCCCACGCUCGGCCGCACAGUGGUGUACAAUGAGCAAAGGCGCAUCAACCGCCUACCCUCCUAUCUCGCCUGCCACUUCGUGCGCUUCUUCUGGCGACGCGAUAUCGGCAAGAAGACCAAGAUCAUGCGCAAGGUCAAGUUCCCCUUUGAUCUCGAUACGACCGACUUCCUCAGCGACGAGCUCAAGAAGAAGGUACAGCACACCGCCGAGUCGAUCAAGCAAGUGGAAAAAGCGAGGGACGAACGCGCGAAGAUCAGGAAGCGCGCAAAGGCCAAGAAGGACGCGGCGGACCAGGCAAUGGCAGCGGCGGGUGGCGCUGGUCGAAGCGCCGGCACCGAUCCGCCUCAACCGAGCGAUGCCAUGGCUGUCGACAUCGCUUCCUCAGCGUUGCCAAAGGAUGGAGCAGCAGCGAGCGGCAAAGCGGAGGCCAGCUCGGCAGAUGCCAGCGCCGCCGCAGGGGCCAAGCUCGGCGAAGUCUUGACCGAACAAGAAGAGCUCGCCUUGCGCGAGAAGGAAGCAGCCGACGUGCGUGCCACGAUCGACACCGACCUGCUGGCAGACAUCGGCGCGAACACCUCCGGGUUGUAUGAACUCAUCGGCAUCGUCACGCACAAGGGUGCAGCAGCCGACGCGGGCCAUUACAUUAGCUGGGUCAAGAAGUCCGUUGCGGAUGCAGAGCAGCACGGCGACGGCGCAGUCUCGCAGAAGAACGAGGCAUACACAAAGAGGCUGGGCGAUCUGGACGCUGUCGGCGCAUCGCAGAACGAUGAGUGGUACAAGUUUGACGACGACAAAGUCAGCACUGUCUCGCGCGAAAAGAUCACCAUGCUCGACGGUGGCGGGGAGGACUCGGUUGCGUACAUCUUGCUGUACCGAUCCAAACAGAUUCACUAAGUAAAAGUGGCUUGCGUUCAAGUAGCCUUUCCACACCAUUGGCUUGUACUUUAUCAACCGUAAAGUGCAUGCGGAAGCGAGAAUUCUGUGGUGCGAAACUUGAUGCAAUCGUCCAUUAUACGGUUGUAGUACAGAUGUGUGAC
This is a messenger RNA of Tilletiaria anomala UBC 951, 2092 nucleotides long. Its product is annotated as cysteine proteinase. The record is from RefSeq and is a predicted model, not a curated record. The transcript is spliced from 6 exons. The coding region runs from base 138 to 1949 and encodes 603 amino acids. Gene Ontology annotation, molecular function: proteasome binding; protein binding; cysteine-type deubiquitinase activity. NCBI's taxonomy places the organism in Eukaryota, Fungi, Basidiomycota, Exobasidiomycetes, Georgefischeriales, Tilletiariaceae. Gene Ontology annotation, biological process: protein deubiquitination; proteasome-mediated ubiquitin-dependent protein catabolic process; regulation of proteasomal protein catabolic process.